GAACGUCUUCGACAACUUGAAGCAACGUGGGGUCUCGAAAGCUGGCAUGCGAUCUACCGAAAUAGUUAUCUUUCACUUGGCGAAGAGCUUCUCUACUUUAUCUACGAAAUACUUUAUGACUUCAUAUGCGCAUUAGGAACUACGCGUAAUUUAUUUGUUGAAUGAACAUCUCUGAGGCUCGCUGUCUGGCCUAAGUGCCAAUUGACACCCUUUCCUAUUCGCGCCCCUGAAUCAAGUUCCAGACCGACAUCAUGGCAUCAGCUGUAUUCUUCCUCGAUCUGAAGGGCAAGACCCUACUUGCCCGAAACUAUCGAGGUGAUAUUCCCAUGUCAGCUGUCGAGAAGUUCCCUAUCCUCCUUAGCGAAGCCGAAGAAGAGUCCUCCGCCGUACCACCAUGUUUCUCCCACGAAGGCAUCAACUACUUAUAUAUCCGACAUAACAACCUUUACCUCCUUGCCUUAACGAAGCGAAACACGAACGCCGCCGAGAUCUUACUCUUCCUACAUAAAGUGGUCGAAGUCUUCACCGAGUAUUUUAAAGCGCUAGAAGAAGAAUCCAUCCGCGACAACUUUGUCAUUAUAUACGAGUUACUAGAUGAGAUGAUGGACUUCGGUUACCCUCAAACGACAGAGUCCAAGAUUCUCCAGGAGUACAUCACCCAGGAGUCGCACAAGCUGGAAGUGCAAGCUCGACCACCUAUUGCCGUCACUAAUGCCGUGUCAUGGCGGUCCGAAGGCAUAAGAUAUAGGAAGAACGAAGUGUUUUUGGACGUCGUCGAAAGCUUGAACUUAUUAGUAUCAGCGAACGGGAAUGUGUUAAGGUCGGAGAUCCUCGGUGCGAUCAAGAUGAAGUGUUAUCUGUCCGGAAUGCCAGAGUUGCGACUGGGAUUAAACGACAAGGUCAUGUUCGAAACGACUGGAAGGACAACGCGAGGCAAGGCUAUCGAGAUGGAGGAUGUCAAGUUUCACCAAUGUGUUCGAUUAUCUCGCUUUGAGAACGACCGAACCAUCUCUUUCAUCCCUCCAGACGGCGAGUUUGAGCUAAUGAGCUAUCGAUUAAACACCCAAGUCAAGCCUCUGAUCUGGGUCGAAUGUGUGGUGGAGAGUCACUCAGGAUCCCGAAUCGAAUAUAUGCUAAAAGCAAAGGCGCAAUUUAAAAGGAGGAGUACGGCUAACAAUGUCGAAAUUAUUGUUCCGGUACCCGACGACGCCGACUCCCCGCGGUUCCGAACAAAUAUCGGUAGUGUUCACUACGCCCCUGAGCAGAGCGCCAUCGUAUGGAAGAUUAAGCAGUUUGGUGGUGGCAAGGAGUUUCUCAUGCGAGCUGAGCUGGGACUACCUAGCGUGAGAGGUGACGACGAGCAUGGAGGAGGAAUGACUGGUGGUUUUGGUGGAAGUAUGGGCGGUGUCAGUGCAGGCAAAGGCGCCAAGAGGCCCAUUCAGGUCAAGUUUGAAAUCCCCUAUUUCACAACUAGCGGUAUUCAAGUACGCUACUUGAAGAUUACAGAGCCUAAGCUGCAAUACCCUUCAUUGCCCUGGGUUAGAUAUAUUACUCAAUCAGGGGACAUCGCUGUGCGGUUACCGGAUGCUGUAUGAGCGGCCCAUGUUGACCUAUAAUGUUUAACGAAGAUGUAACUUUUCGACAGGUCUAGAGAAAAGUUUCAGGUAGAGUUGAUAAGUCACAACUAGUCAGUGGCGACGUCGGGCAUGAAUAUUAAAUGACUUUCUAAAACAUAUCGUUCGUAUACCCGUUUCGAUUAUACAAAUUUGUUUCCGAAGCGGUGUCCUGGAGUCUCUUGGGGCGUCUUCAAACGGCCUUUUCAAUUUAUCAAGAGCUUGGAACUGUUCCGAGACAUGAUAUUCUACCUGUGUUU
Molecule: messenger RNA, 1873 nt
Organism: Daldinia vernicosa
Lineage: Eukaryota; Fungi; Ascomycota; Sordariomycetes; Xylariales; Hypoxylaceae
Product: Mu homology domain-containing protein
Exons: 4
Coding region: 252-1595 (447 amino acids)
Biological process (GO): intracellular protein transport; vesicle-mediated transport
Cellular component (GO): clathrin adaptor complex; clathrin-coated vesicle
Molecular function (GO): clathrin-cargo adaptor activity
Source: RefSeq, a predicted model, not a curated record